AAUGGGAGUGUUGAAUUUACAUCCUGUAUUAGAACUACAACCCUGCCCUUUUUUGGACUUACGAGGUGCAUCUUCAGCUCGAUCCAUGGCGACUCAACUCCCUCGGCUGCUCCCGUUACUCCUCUUUCUCCCCUUCUUCCACAUCGCCGCCUCAACCUCGCCGUCCGGCCUCCACCCCGUCGUGCUGCUGCCGGACACCACCUGCAGCCAGCUCGAGGCACGCCUCACGGACGCCUACGUGCCGCCGUCGCCGCAAUGCGCCGCGCACCACAAGGAUCACGACGGCCGGUGGUUCCGGCUGUGGAAGAACACCACGGAGCUCGACGACCCAGCCGUUGCCCCCUGCGUCGCCGACCAGCUCCGCCUCGUCUUCGACCACGUCGCCGGCGACUACCGCAACGUCCCCGGCGUGGAGACGCGCGUCCUGGACUUCGGCUCCACCCGUGGGUUCCUCGCCGACGAGCCCGCCAACAGAAACCGGUGCAUGGGAAGGCUCGUCGAGGCGUUGGAGGAACUCGGCUACCGCGACGGCGAGAACCUCUUCGGCGCGCCGUACGACUUCCGGCAGUCGCCGGUGGCGCUGGGGCAGCCAUGUAGGGCGUUCUCGCGGUACAGGCAGCGGCUCCGGGCUCUCGUCGAGCACGCGAGCAGGGCGAAUGGGGACAGACCGGUCGUCCUCGUGUCGCACAGCGAAGGCGGCUACUUCGCGCUCGAGUUCCUCAACCGGAGCCCCUUGCCGUGGCGGCGGAGGCACAUCAAGCACUUCGUCAUGGCCUCCACCGGCGCCGGCGGGUUCGUGAGGUUCAUGGAGGUCGUCGCGUCCUGCGUCAGCGACGUGUCCCCGCUUGCACGCGUGAGGAGGAGCGUCCCCAGCAAGUUCACGCCGCUGCCGUCGCCCAAGGUGUUCGACCGCGACACGCCGCUGGUGGUUACGCGGGACAAGAACUACACCGCGCACGACAUGCCGGCGUUCCUCGCGGCGGCGGGGCUACCGGAGUUCGAGGUGACGCUGUACGAGACGAGGGAGCUGCCCAUGGCGAUGAACUUCAGAGCUCCUGUUGUGCCGACGACGUGCAUCAACGGCAUCGGCGUGCCCACGGCGGAGAAGCUGGUGUACUGGGACGGCAACUUCGGCGAGGCCCCCGAAAUCGUGUACGGCGACGGCGAUGGGCUUGUCAAUUCGGCGAGCAUAUUGGCCCUCGACACGGUGAUCGGCGAUGAUCCGAUGCAGCAGUACUACAAGUCCAUCAAGAUCGCCGGCAUGUAUCACGCCGGCGUUAUCUCCGACGGUGUCGCCUUGGAGCGUUUGAUCAGUGAGAUUCUUCGGGAGAGUUUUGUGCAAGAUUCCAAGAAGGUGGAUUAUCGUCGAGUUGCUCAACUCUAAGUUGAUCACUUUUUCUAUUCUCUUUAACUCAUCGUUUAGAUCAACAUGUAUGCGCUACUUGUAAUGUAUUCACUUGGUUCCACAUUAUAAAAUGUUUUCGUAUCACUUA
This is a messenger RNA of Oryza sativa Japonica Group (Japanese rice), 1493 nucleotides long. NCBI's taxonomy places the organism in Eukaryota, Viridiplantae, Streptophyta, Magnoliopsida, Poales, Poaceae. The record is from RefSeq and is a predicted model, not a curated record.